Podospora pseudopauciseta is the source of this 5128-nucleotide messenger RNA. RefSeq lists its product as uncharacterized. Gene Ontology annotation, cellular component: nucleus. The transcript has 2 exons. Gene Ontology annotation, biological process: positive regulation of transcription from RNA polymerase II promoter by galactose; DNA-templated transcription. The record is from RefSeq and is a predicted model, not a curated record. Gene Ontology annotation, molecular function: RNA polymerase II cis-regulatory region sequence-specific DNA binding; DNA-binding transcription factor activity, RNA polymerase II-specific; zinc ion binding. Bases 2128 to 4503 code for a protein of 791 amino acids. Lineage: Eukaryota; Fungi; Ascomycota; Sordariomycetes; Sordariales; Podosporaceae.
GUUCUUCCCAACAUGGCAACCAACACCGUCUAGAUAUUAAGCCUCGCAGGCUCUCAGUCAUGUGUCUCGUCCAUCAGCUGGGAAAUCGCCACAGGCCAUCUAUUUACCGCAUUUUUUUUCUCCUCAGCUCUCAGAAGCGAACGGCGCCGUCGUCUUCGUGUCGCCGCUGAAGGUGGAUUCGCUUUGCUAACAGCACCUUCUAGUUCACACUCACCGCAUGCUCAAUGUUUGGUUCAGGUGCUAUCGGGAAGGGUCCUCAUAGGCGAUGAAAUUUGCUACUGUCGCAUGCACCGUAUUUUCACCUGGCCGAGGCGGGCCAGACUGCCAGAUCUUUAGAGGCUAUCUGCGAGUAUCCGAAGCUCAUACAACACUACUGGAAGAAGAGCAUUAUCGUGCGGCUGCUGCUAUCCUCCGCUCCGUUUCCUCUUCCACCAGAUCCAGCAGAGCUCAGGGGUUUGGGUCGAGUCGAACCUGUGGAGGACCUCCCCUCCAUUGACCCCUGUCUGCCCUGAUCAGAGAAGGAAAGCGGGCAGAUCCCUGGGCAUCAACCGUUGCGGGCGGCCGAACGCCAAUCAGCUCUUCUGGACUUGGCAUAUCUCCACCAAACCAACGGCGCCGUUCUUCAGGGCACAGACUGGCGUCUUAGAAGAGGGGGAGUGUGCCUGGGGCCGACGGGCCCUCUUUCCAACCCUCCCCCAACUUCAAGUUUUUUUUUCUCUUGCUACGGAUCAUUUUCUCCAAAUCCCUAGCUCCUCCUCCUGGUUGACACACGCCCCUAGUUAUUAAGGGGUGCUAUUAACAACAGGUCGGUGGAUGUUUUGGCCCAGCCUAGUGACGGCCUUCCCGAGCAUACUAGUCCUCUCAUCUCGCUCUUGUUAUACUAGCUGUCCAGGAACACGGCAGAAUCAUGCUUCCCGGCGCGGCGAUAUGGGACGAAAUCUCCACAUCCUGUGACGUUGCACAGUUUCUGCGAGCAAUUAGCUAGCUACCUAUGUUGCGCUGCUGUUGUUCAACUCGUCAGGCAUCGGCACCAGAUGCCACAGGAGACUGUGCCGGACUGGGGGGGUGCAACAUCAUCAGGAAAGACGGCUGCUGUGCCUCGAUGGCAAGCCGCUGUACAACGAAAAAGAUGGAAAACCCACGUGCAGCAAUAAGCAUUCAUGGUUGACGUGCAGCAGUACACAGUUACAACUCAUGCACCCCGAUCCCAGCGUGAAACGACACCACCACAACGAGCAGAGGGAUUCGCUGGUAUUGGCUCUGAGCUAAUGCUCCCCAGACUCUGCCCCAGAUUCUUCCCCAGACCGACCUACGGUUUCUCCAAAAAAUCGCCCUCCCCCUUCCGCAGGUACCUCUUCUCGGACCGGCUGGCUGGCGUGACCUCUGUUGGGCAUGAUAUUAAUAUGGGCCGUCCAGGUACUGCGGCUCGGUCAUGCCUGAUUGGUGAUGGUUCCCAACUUGUGCCUGGCUAAGCAGCCUCGUCCCCCCCUGGCUAUCCCGUUGUCCUCGUGGCUUGACACGGCAUUGAGCAGCAACGUCGUCCAUUUCGACGGGCUCCUUGCUCACUUCCUACCUCUGACGGAGUCCACUCUAUCUCAACCUUACUCGGCAAGCUAUACCUGGGGCCCCCAUAGCAAUGUACAGUACCCUAUCGUCCUGCACAAGCGCCCGCUACGCUAGGUAGGGCCUCCCCAGAGCUCUUGGCCCGACUUGACAGGACGUUGCAACGUCGAACAAGCUUCUCCACACCACGGGUCCAAGGAAGGCGGCCUCGAAAGCCGGGGCAUGGUCCAAAUCUCUGCUCUCCCCACAAUGUACCAUACCUACAACUCCAGCUGCAUGCCAUGGAGAUAUAUAAGUCUGCGUCUGCUCCCCAUGUUCUCGCCUCUCUUCGUCAUUACCCACAUCUAUCUUUAUCCAAGUGGCUACCAUUGAGCGCUUCUACCCCAGCUCGUGGUUACUUUCCAUCUUUGCCAUUGCCACUUACCCCAGCUUCUCGCUUGUAACCGGUACCCGGCGGCGUCCCCGGCAUCGCCAACCUGUCGUGCUCAUAAAUACCGUGUGGCCGUCUGGGUUGCGUCUUCCCCAGAACCACCUUUGGCACUUCACAGCUUUGGACUUUCCAACAUGGCUCCAUCAAUCCCAGUUCCCACCCAGGGUGGCAUGUUCCACACCUUCCAAGGCGUCACCCCACGGAAGCAGUCAACAGACUCUCAAGAUAGCACAAAGACCAGCUCCACAGGUACAGCCAAGAGGAUAACAACACCACAUGCUUGUGCCGAGUGCAAGAGACGGAAGAUCCGCUGCGAUGGUCAACAACCAUGUGGCCAAUGCCUCUCCAGCCGGGCUCCCAAGAGAUGUUUCUACGACAAGCACAGACAAAGAGUGAUCCCAUCACGCAAGACACUCGAAGCUCUAUCACAGUCCCUCGAAGAAUGCCGGUCGAUCCUGAAGCGGUUAUACCCAACACAAGAUGUGCAGUCUCUUCUGCCUCUCUCCAGACAAGAACUCCUCAGCCUUCUUGACAGGCCAACAAUAGAUACUUCGGUCGGCGGCUUACCAUCACCACCAUUAAACACCAGUCCCAUGUCGGACUUGGACUCACCAAUGAUGCCAAAGACGGAGAACCUGCUCGAGCAGAUGCCAUCCAGAGACACAGAAUGGGACGAGGAGCGAAGAGGAAGAGACCCGAUCCCAGCCGAAGCCGACGACAUCAACGCUCUUUCGCUCUCAGUAGACCGCCAAACAUCCUAUCUCGGUGCCUCCUCCAUCAAGGCCGCCCUCAUGGUCAUGCUCAAGGUCCAACCUGGCCUCCGAAACUCCCUCGCAGCCCCAUUAAACGGAGUCGAGAUGUCCCACAACUACCCAGCUAUCCGCCAGAAGCCCACCACCCAAAAGGACCCCCAACGCAUCCCAUGGUCCUGGAAGGGCCAAACACUCAUCGAUGCCUACUUCAAACGCAUCCACGCUUUCGUUCCAAUGCUCGACGAGUCCACCUUCCGCGCUGAUUACCUCGAAGGCCAACGAACCGACGCCCCAUGGCUCGCUCUGCUCAACAUGGUCUUUGCCAUGGGUUCCAUCGCGGCUAUGAAAUCGGACGACUACAACCACAUCAACUACUACAACCGCGCCAUGGAGCACCUUCCCAUGGACGCCUUUGGCUCCUCCCACAUCGAGACGGUCCAGGCCCUCGCCCUCAUCGGAGGUUACUACCUCCACUACAUCAACCGGCCCAACAUGGCCAACGCCGUCCUCGGCGCCGCCAUCCGCAUGGCCUCCGCUUUGGGUCUUCACCGUGAGUCCAUCACGGUGGGUCUCCCAGGCAGCGACAUCAUCGCAGCCGAAACCCGCCGCAGAACCUGGUGGUCCCUCUUCUGCCUCGACACAUGGGCCACCACCACCAUGGGCCGUCCCUCGUUCGGCCGCUGGGGUCCUGCGAUCAACAUCCGCCCUCCCGAGUUCGGCAUCAACGCCAACCGGGAUUCAUCCCAGCACGCAGGAAUCCUCCCUCUGAUCGAAAACAUUAAAUUCUGCAAGAUCGCCACUCAAAUCCAAGACAUGCUCGCCAUCACCCCCCUUCUCAGGACAGAAGACCGCUGCGCCAUCGACGCCCAGCUCGUAAACUGGUACACCUCCCUCCCUUGGCUCUUGCGGACAACCGACCCCUGCGCGGAACCGCUCUACAUGGCCCGCUGCAUCAUGAAGUGGCGCUACCAAAACUUACGCAUGCUCCUCCACCGCCCCGUCCUCCUCUCCCUUGCCUCCUCCGGCCUCAACCCCCAUACCCAAGCCUGCGACGCGGACCUCCAAGCCAUUGAGACCUGCCGUGAACUCGCCGCGGCCACCAUCGAAGACGUCGGCCGUGAAUGGACCCGCAACCAAAUGAGCGGCUGGAACGCAGUCUGGUUCCUCUACCAAGCAGCCAUGGUCCCCCUCGUCUCCGUCUUCUGGCAAUGGGGCUCUCCCCGCGUGCCAGAGUGGCUCAAGCAAAUCGAGCAAGUCCUCGACCUCCUCGAGGUCAUGGAGGAGUGGUCCCUCGCCGCCCGGCGCUCAAGAGAGGUAGUCUGGCGCAUGUACGAAGCCUCCCGGGCAGUCCAAGCUCAAGGCGCCGCUGCCCGCUCCCAAUCCCCCGCCGGCCUUCACAUCACCACCACAGCCGACAGCAUCGUCGUCGGCGGCGGAGAAGUUCACAUGAGCCCCAUUGGUCUCGAGCCAGUCGACGGAAUGGGGGGUAUGAUGGGUCUGCUUGAUCAAGGGGGUCUAUGGGAUCUAGACGGGAUGUACUGGGGUGGAAACGGCCCUCAGUCCCCAACACACACUGGAAACCCAGACGACAGCGCCGCCGCCGCCGAGUUUGCCGCUUACGCUGCUGCUCAACAAGCCGCCUCCGCCGCUCAUCACCACCACCCCGAGCUGAUGCAGCAUGUGGACUAUGGGAUGAUGCACCACCACCACGCUGGACAUCAUCACGUGGGGAUGGAGGGCUUUGGGUAUGUUCAGUGAGCUAGCUGAUUACCUAACAACACCAUCUCCCUCCUCCCCGGCUGUAUUACAAUCCCACCCGGAACAUCGGCCCCCUUCAUAUUCCCCAACGCUACCCUACCGUCACACCCAGUGGCGUCUCAAGCAACUCAAAAAAAAAAGUCUGGGGUAACCGGGCAGUCUGGGGUAAACAGGGAUUAUUUUCCCCCUUGUUCACUUCUUCUUCGUCGUCAUCAUUCUAUAUGACAAUUCUUUUUUUUACACCCCAAAAUUUUCACUUUAUUUCAUUACUACUCAAAGCAAAUGGAACGGAUGGAAACGGAUGGAAUCGGGGCCGGAUAUACCAUAACUUACUUUUUAACUCUGGAAACGAAAUUUGUUGGGGUUGCUUUUUUGCUUUUUUCUCUUGCACAUAUUUUUUUGUAUAAACAAUGAUGAUGAAUGAGAGAAAGAGGAUGAAGCAGGAAGGUCGGUUGGGGAAAAAGAUCGGAAAAAACACACACGCACGCAAAUCUCCUACAACAAACAAAACAGGAAUUGGGAAAGUUGGAAAGGACAGGACAAGGGAGUUCUUAAAUUAGGUUUUGUCUAGGCUUAUACCCAAUAUUCCACUUUUUUACAACACACUUCACCAUCAUGUCUUUGA